UGCGAAUGUCAGAAUGAGGUGAGAACAAAAGCAAAAGCUAGAAUAAGUGAAAAUAUUGACGACGACAGCAAUAGAAUUGGUGCAGAAAUUAAAAUCCACAGAAGCGAUUAGAGUUAACUUUAACUGGGCCACGGAGCACCAACUGGACAAAUAAAACGUAAGAACAACACAAAACGAUAAUAAAGAGCUGUCGCCACAGUACAAUCAACUGAAAAAACAACGUAAUAGGUACACCAAAGACUUGCCAAUAAAUUAAUGGUGCCACGAAGUAGGUGGAGCAAUUGAAAACCGCAAAUAAUUCGAUAGAUUAUAAAACUGAAGUGCGCAAAGUGGAGCAGUGUUUGUGAGAAAGUAAACAGGCAACACUACUGAAAACCAAAAAGAAUGUCGUCCGGCGCGGGUGAUGAGCUAACAAAUGAGCCACGCGUGGCAGAAAUAGCCGCUUCCAGUAUUCGUUCCGGUCUAGCUGAACUCGAAUUGAGAUCAGCGCAAGUACUACGCGGUUUGGAGAAUGUCAAAACAGCGGCGCCAGUUGAAGAACCAGAAAGUGGCAGCCACGAUGCUGUUGAUGGCAACAAUGCAAACGUGCCGAACACACCAAACGAUAUGGCGACUACAGUAAAGCACACAACACUAUUGCACAGCGACUGCAUACCACCAGGCGACAUAUUGAAUUCACUGGAAAAUCUCAUAGCAUACUCCGACUCAAAUAACGAUCCAGAAUUUCCGCUACCCGGCCUCGAUGAUGUAGCACAAUUGGCGCUCAUCUCACACAGCAUCGUGGCCUAUCUGACGCACUUGGAUCGUCAGCAUUUGGUACGCGUGUCGAGCAGCAUUGCCGGCGAUACCACACGCUGGUUAGGUGCACUCUUCCGUUUUCUCGAUCCGGCCAGUAGUUUUCACACAGACAAUGCUGACGCUAUACUACGCGCUGUACGUUUAGCAAUAGUUGCACGUUGUCCCGGCUAUCUAGAGGGUGGCAUACCGGCAUUGGCGCAACCCUGUUUCUACAUCUCGGAGAAUAUAACGCCACUGCGCCUGCAAUUCGCUUGCCGUCAGUUGGGUAUACCAUUGGAUGCGAUACGUUUGAUACCGGCCAAUAGCACUUUCGGCACAAUGGAUUUGUCGAUGCUGCUUAAACAAGUACAAGCCGAUUUGAGUGCAAAUCGUACACCACUACUAGUGGUAGCCGAUGUUGGUGCAUCGCUGAGCGGUUACGUGGAUAAUUUGCAACGCAUGAGUGACAUCUGCCGUACGCACAAUAUAUGGUUGCAUGCCACCGGGCAUGCUUUGGCGGCGUUGGCAUGUGCACAGGGACCAAAUACGAUCAGUGACAUUGUUGACUCAAUUGUUUUGAAUUUGGGCAGUUGGUUGGGCGUGCCAAGCCUACCGAUUGUGCUACUGCAUCGCCAAUUGCAAAACACUGCAUUGGCCGCAUUCGAAUCGGAUCCAAUAGUGUCGCGUCGCCUACAUUCGCUUUCAUUAUGGACUAGUCUGCAAGCGCUUGGACGUGAUGCGAUAGCGGAACGUAUACAUGUUGCAUUUCAAACGUGUAGUAUACUCUUCGAGAUCACUUCCAAGUGUGAGGGUAUGCGUGUAGUGAGUCGUGCCCCAGGCGGCCAAUCAGGCACUACACUUAACGAUGUCAUUAAUAAGCCGCUAGACGCUAAUUUGCUUUUCGAGACCGUUGCACCGGUUGUUGUAUUUCAAUUCGAUGGCAGUACAACUAUAGCUACAGUGGGCAAAACCGAUAACGAACAUUUGAAUGCAUUGGAGCGCAAUGGCAAGACAUUGGAGAAGGUUGACAAUGCCAUCUACUUUGAUCGCUUGAAUUCGUGGUUGGGACAAUUGCUGCAACGUGAUUGUCCAAAUUUCGAUUUCGAAAUCAUUGAACAUCCUACACAUGGCACUUGCAUACGUUACUGCCCCUUGGAAUUGGGUUUGGGCGAGCAGUCCCCCACUUCAGAGAAUUUAGAGGGUUUCGCACAGUAUCUCGAAGGCAAUGUUGAUAUUUUACGUGCAACCAUUAAGCAUAAAGCGUCGUUUAUUGAGUCGGUUGAGAAGAGUGAUGUGUUGCGUUUGGUCGAACUGCCAGAGUGGGCCGGUAUGGGCGGUGUGCGUUAUGUGCCCGAGGGUUGGGAAUCCAUACUCACGGAUCAAGCCAAAACUGAAUUAAAUAAGCUAAAUGUCGAUCUCGUAGAAGCAUUGAAAUCAACUGAUAAUGCCUUCUCGCUGGGCGAGGGUGCAGAUGGUAUGAUUUGUGUACGCUUCGGUAUGGUUACGCAUGAAACGGAGGUGGAUGAGCUAUUGGAUUUAGUUGUUUCAGUGGGUCAGAGUAUACAGGAAAAUUCGAGAGUAUUAGAUACAAUGUCGGAAAUUGUAAAGAAGGGCAUCGAGGCUGCCACUGCCGAUUUAUUGCGCGAAACCGAGGAGAAAAUGUGGCAAGAAGGCAUAUUGAGACAUGUACCAGUUGUAGGGCGUGUGUUUAAUUGGUGGUCACCACCACCUAAAGAGGCGGGUGGUAUCAAAGGUCGCAGUCUAAAUCUAACACAAGGCAUAGUCGAAAGCACAGAAAAUAUUUACAGAUAUCACAUGCAAAUGUCGGGUUCUCCACAUCAAAUGGGACGUUCGCCACCCACACCGAUGGUACAAACACCUGUUAUUUCGGCGAUCAAUACAGUACCGCCUGUCUUUCCGGAGGCAGCAACACAAGUACAAGCGCCACAACAACAAUUGCAACAACAGCAAUCACAAUAUUCAAAUUCGAAUAGUGUCAAUGAGGACAGCGACAAACAUACACGCAAUAUUAGUCAAAGUAGUAAUCAUUCAUCGGUGCCUGAGUUAGUGCCCGUCAAUGCGAAUGUAAUUGUGAAUACAAAUCCAAUUAAUAACGGCAAAUAAAUAUGUAGGAUUUAAGUACAUUUCGAAUUAAAAGUAACGUGAUGCAGUAGCAGCCCAAGUUGCUAUCGAUUAAAACCGGUGUGUGACACUGAAACAAAUUAAUGUGCUUAUCGUAGUUAUUCGUGAAAGAAAGCAUUUUUGUAUUUUUGGCAAAAUUGUGCUGAAUAAAACAUAUAAUAUUUAAAUGGCAAUGGGGAGCAACGAACUCAUGAAAGUUGUUAAGCAAACAACAGUGCAAUUCUUCAAGUUCUACAAUAUUUGAAAUUAAAAAUUCUGUACCCGGAAGGUCCAAUAUGAUUGGUGCGUUAAAAAAUCGUUAAGAAAAUAUAGAUCGCAUAACUUUUGUAAUGUAUUAUCAACCAAUAUUAACAUGUACACGCAAAUGAAUGUAUAUUCUAUUAUUUAAAAAAAAUAUUCUCCACACUUUUAUGUCAUUUAUUCUUUUACAUGUAACAUAUUUUAAUUUAAUUUUGUAAUUGAAAUAUUAGAAAUCAUAGUAUUUUUAAGAAGGGUUUUAAGAAACUCUAGAAGUAUGUACAAUAAUAAGCGUUACAUAUUUUAAAAUUCGAUGAACUUUGCUCACAAAGGCGAAAAUAACAUAUAAUUCCCAUUUCAAUUGCUUUACGCUAUACGUACAUUAAAUCAUUCCUUUCAAUUGCAUUAAGGACUAAGCAAAUUCGAAAAUAUAAAACGGUUUCUUUAGAACAAGUAAAAAAAUUUAAACUAGCUAUCCAGCAAAUGUUAACCACGAGCUUAGCUAAGCUAGUAAAACUUUUACGCUGUUUCGAUUGUGAUUUCAUCUAUUCCUUUUAUUAUACCUAUUAUUAAAUAUGUAUUUGUAUUUCAUUACUGUUAUACUUUAUUGUAAUUCACAAUACUUAAUAUGCUUUGUUUCUUAUUAAAAUUAAGUCAUUUUAUGCUAUAUAUUCUUCCACGCUCUGCGAAGAAAAAAAACACCAACAACUAUUGUACUGUAUUAUAGUAAAUCAUUAUUAUUAUCUAUUUAAAGAAUAUUUAAUUAACCUACUCUUUAAAAAUAGUAAAUGAAUCAGUACGGAUAACGAAAUACAAACAAACAAUAAAGCGAAACCAUUCAGCUGAGUGUGCACAA
This is a messenger RNA of Zeugodacus cucurbitae (melon fly), 4012 nucleotides long. Its product is annotated as pyridoxal-dependent decarboxylase domain-containing protein 1. The record is from RefSeq and is a predicted model, not a curated record. Gene Ontology annotation, biological process: carboxylic acid metabolic process. The transcript has 10 exons. Lineage: Eukaryota; Metazoa; Arthropoda; Insecta; Diptera; Tephritidae. Gene Ontology annotation, molecular function: pyridoxal phosphate binding; carbon-carbon lyase activity. Gene Ontology annotation, cellular component: intracellular membrane-bounded organelle. The coding region runs from base 385 to 2901 and encodes 838 amino acids.